Pundamilia nyererei is the source of this 3001-nucleotide messenger RNA. RefSeq names its product zinc finger protein 318. The record is from RefSeq and is a predicted model, not a curated record. The annotation marks the transcript as partial. Gene Ontology annotation, biological process: positive regulation of DNA-templated transcription; negative regulation of DNA-templated transcription. Gene Ontology annotation, cellular component: nucleoplasm. The transcript has 5 exons. NCBI's taxonomy places the organism in Eukaryota, Metazoa, Chordata, Actinopteri, Cichliformes, Cichlidae.
ACGGGAGUACGAGCAAAGUCGGGGCCGGAGCAAACCUCGCAGCCGUAGUCCCGACCGGAGUCGGGCCAGGAGUCUUGGAAGGAGCAAGAGCCGUCCCCGUAGCCAGAGUCGCAGUCCGAAACGGAGCCGGGCCAAGAGCCGGGGCCGAAGCCGCAGUCCGGACCGGAGCAGGGCCAAGAGCAGGGCCAAGAGCCAGAGCCGCAGUCCAGACCGGAGCAGAGCCAAGAGUCGGGGCCGCAGCAAGAGUCGCCCCCGGAGCAGGUCUAAAUCUAGGUCCAGAUCCAGGUCUCGAUCCAGAGGAAGGAGUCGAGGACGAAGCUACAGCAAAGGGACGAGCUAUGCUCGCAGUAAGAGCCGUCAGAGGAGCCGCAGUCGCAGUGCAAGCAGCAGCUCAAGCAGCCGCAGCAGAAGUGGUGCCACAGAUUUGAAUAAAGGGUUUAAGGAGCUAGAAAUGGCUCGCCGCAGGAAGGAACUUGAGGAGCUGCUCACGUUACCAACAAAGUCCAUCCUGAAGAAACGCAGCUCCGAGGACUCGCCAUCCGUCAGGAGCACGGACUCUCCUCAAACUCAGGAUGGCUCCAUGUCCCGACUGGCCGAUCAGCUCCUGCAGGCCGUCAAAGGUGCUGACCCUCGCAUGGUGGCGUCCAUGCUUGCGGAGCUGCGGUCUGAUCCACAGAUGGCUCGCCGUGCUGGCCUCGACGCUGAGAUCAAAGAAAUCCUCAGCCUGCUGGGGAUGACAACGCCGGGGCCCAGGACUCAGGAGAAGGUGCUGGACGACAUUGACGACGAGGAGAGAUUCCUCUAUGGCGAUUUGGAGGAACCCAAACCACCGCCGGUGCCAGAGCCAGUCUUGACCCACAGUCUAGACUUGUAUGGAGACGUAACUGAGGAGGCGCUGUAUGGAGACUACCCACAGCAGAAACUGGUCUCUGCUCAGACACACGGAUGUACCCUUCAGCCCCCUCACUCCACGGACAGUUAUGUGAGCCGGCCCGCCAUCAGCCCCGACCACAACACCACAGCCCAGGUGUCGAACCCCGCUCACCCACCGGGGAACGAGCCCCUGGAGGAGAGCGAGCGCCAGGCACUAGAAGAGUACGAGAAGAUCCAGGAUCUGCUUAAAACCAUCGGUCUGGACCUUGGAGUGGCCGAAAUUACCAAGAUGGCCGCCAGGACCAAAGAGCGUCUCCACGGGAAGAAACCCCCUACAAAGACGCCCACGCGGCGCAGACGGUACUCCUCCGACAGCUCUGAUGGCAGCCGGCAGGGCCGUAGGUCACGAAGCCACAGUGGCAGCUCUAGCAGCACCAGCCGGAGCCGGAGCCACGGACGCGGUGCCACUGGCGCCGGCUGGAGCAGCGACGAGGAUGACCGCAGGAAGAGCUCAGCUUCGCUCAAAUCUCACCAAGACCGUGACAUUAAAGAGGAGAAAGGCGAGUGGAGCAACACGGCAGCGCCGCCCUGUCAGACUCCAGAGCCAAGCUGCCACCCCCCUCAUCCAGGUGUACCCAUCCCCACCUACCCCCCUUCGCAGGUCCCCGCCAUGAUACACCCCAGCUACCCGCCACCUGUGUACAGUCAGUAUGGGAAUUACUUGCCCUUCGUACCCCAGCAGUGGCCCCCCACAUAUCCACCCCCAAACAUGAGGAUGCCUCCUCCUACACUUGCUGAGGAGUACCCUCCCACACUACCCUACAAACAGGAUUAUACCCCUGAGCCAGGGGUCAAAGGUUUGGUGAAGAGCUCCACCCAACACGCAGAGAAGGGGAGCGCCAAAGCUGCGAGAGUGUCUGAGGAGCAGAACAACGAGAGCCAGAAACAGAAGGUUCUAGAAGAGAGAGAGAAGCUGAAGCAGGAGCGAGAGAUCAGGAUGAAGAAGAAGGAGUAUCUGAUGAAGGAGCUGGAGAGACUCAGGAAGCAGCAAGGCGAGCUGCUGAGGAAGAAGCGCCGGGAGAAGGAUGGCCACAAGGACCCUCUGCUGCAGGAGAUCAGCCACCUGCAGGAGGAGGUCAUGGCCCAGAUCUCCAACCUCCGCAAGGAGCACGAGGCUGCCGAGAAGAAACGCAGCGAGAUCGAGAAAGUGGCACUCAUCCUUGGCUUGAACCCGUCGGACCGACCCCGCAGGACCAGCAAACCGCCUGAGGUCCAGAAGGCUGAGCAGCAGACUCCACCACAGAAGAAGAAAUGUGAGGCGGAAAGGAGCCCAGAAGGCCAGCCGGCGGCCAGCGGCCCCAUGAUGAAGGUACACUCACCUGCAGAGGAGGUAACAGGAAGUGAUAUCGGAGUUAGAAAGCAUAGCUAGGGUCAGUUAUUGAUCAGAGUUUACUCAGACGAGAUGUGUCGAGAAGCACCGAGAACAUGUUCCUUUAUUCACUCAGUGAGGUUCACCUGCAGACCACUUUGUCCUCUAGAGCUGUUAUUUUGAAUUCAAUGCUUUUAUUUCGGAAGAUUUUACUUUGUGCUUGUAGUUUUGUCUGCCUCAUCAUCACGUCGGCAGUGAAACUAGUUUCCCUGAACAUUAGUUGUUUUAAUGGUUUUAUAUAAAAAUUUUAAUAUAAGAAGUUUAAAUGUUUCAUGACAAGAUUCUGCGAUCUUGUCGCGUUAGAGUGGAAAUAGAUAGCUCAGAGAAAUGAAAUGUUUUUAAAGCUGUGCUAACAAACAAGAAGUUUAUCGGACAUGUAAAGGAUUUGUAUAAUCGCUGGGUGGCGCUAAAGCCUCACUACUGUCUCAUGUAAAUUAGUUUAAUCCAUUCAUCAUCAUAGAAAUGUCUUUGUACUUUUACUACUGUUUGUUUUUGUUACAUUGAGAGUGAGAGCGUGUUUUAAUGCAGCUGUAGUAACAAUAAGACGGUUUGAAAACAUUUCUUUGUGGUCGAGUGAUGUUGUUUAGAGGACCAGUUCAGCUCAGCAAGCUGUGAAACAUAGAAACAGGAAGUCAAAAAAGUAUUUCUAGAAAAUAAAAUAUUAUUUGAAUUCCAUAAAGGAUUAGCAUAUGGGCUCAA